Messenger RNA from Penicillium chermesinum, 459 nucleotides. RefSeq lists its product as uncharacterized. The record is from RefSeq and is a predicted model, not a curated record. The transcript has a single exon. The coding region runs from base 1 to 459 and encodes 152 amino acids. NCBI's taxonomy places the organism in Eukaryota, Fungi, Ascomycota, Eurotiomycetes, Eurotiales, Aspergillaceae.
AUGUCAAACAGCAACAUUUCCGGCGCUUUUACAUCCAGUCUACCUGAUAACCACAUAGUUCAGGUGUUCAGCUCCAUGGAGUGUCUCCGUGCCGCUGCAAAUGAUGUCUUUUCAUCUCUUGAUAAGCAAGAAAGCACAAAUCAAUGGCUUCUUGUCUUUGGCCUCUCCAGUACAACCAUCAAACGCCUCGAAGAUCAUGAUUGUCUAGAGGGGAUCAAUUACCGGUUUCAGUGGGAAGGCACAAGUGGCUUGAUAAAAGUCAUCCCAACCGUCCACCAUGAAUCUGUCACCUCAAGGCUUAUGUUUUCUUUGAAUGAUGCUUUUGCUAGAAUAGGUCUGGACUGGCGCGACGCAGAAUGGGUUCGUGCUGCCACAUACAAGCCGAAUGCUACCAAAGGCAAAGAGGCCGACGAUGCCUUUGUCCCGCCCUCCCGUUGCACGCCCGACUUAGUUCGAUAG